This is a messenger RNA of Orbilia oligospora ATCC 24927, 816 nucleotides long. RefSeq lists its product as uncharacterized. The transcript has 2 exons. Gene Ontology annotation, biological process: mitotic cell cycle. NCBI's taxonomy places the organism in Eukaryota, Fungi, Ascomycota, Orbiliomycetes, Orbiliales, Orbiliaceae. Gene Ontology annotation, cellular component: mitotic spindle; DASH complex. The record is from RefSeq and is a predicted model, not a curated record. Bases 1 to 816 code for a protein of 271 amino acids.
AUGGAUAUCGACGACUCUUUCACACGCGAAUUGGAAGAGUCUUCGAUGAUGUCGUUUGAAGAUCCCACAGGGCAUCAUGAAGUUCUACCAGAUCUAGACAUGGAUAUGGACCUUGACGAUAACGAUCAUGUCAACGUUAAAUCCGAAGACCCUGGGAAUCGCAUCAGGUCCUCUGUCGCAGACGAGGAAGCUCGUGAGGGUGCUUUAAGGGCAGAGUUAGAAUCCGUUAGAAAAGUAAACCGAUUAAUUGUUGCGGUUAAUAAAAGCUUACAAACGGCGAUGGAGAAUAUGGGGACAGUAAAUCAGGCGGUGGACAAUGCCAAUUUCUUAUUAGACAAAUACUCGCAAAUACUUUCGCAAUCGACACAUACGUCUCGCAUAAUCCUAAACGGACACUGGAAAGGCUCUUCGAACGAUGUAGCAGAAAUGGAGGAAGAAGCCCAGACACAAGCACUAGAAGCUGAACGACGGAGGAUAGAGGAAGAAGAAGCAGCCAUUGCUCGGGAAAGAGAAGCAAGAGCGAGGGAAGCUGCUGCUGCUGCACAAGUAACAGCAGCGGCCACUAGGGGUACAAGGGGAGGACGAGGUACUGGAAGAAAGACAACCGGCAGUAGGGGGACAAGCAGUGGCUACGGUCGCCCGGGUUCUACUACGUCUACGGGAGCAUCAACAUCGUCUUCGAGUACAUCUCAAACGACAAGAGGUACUCGUGGAGGAUCUGGAUUAGGGCGCUAUUCUGGAAGACCGGGGUCUGGCAUUGGGAGAGGUAUUCCUAGAGGAACCAGCGGCACUACGAGAGGUACCCGGGGGACCUGA